AUGGACAAUAAACUAAAUUUAACUUACAUAACACUUAAUGGGUAUGUAGAGGUGGAAAAGUACAGAUAUGUCUAUUUUCUGAUUAUUUUUACAAUAUAUGCUGCAGUAAUUUUCUCUAAUUCCACCAUUAUUUGUCUUAUUUUGUUUCAUCAAAGCCUUCAUGAGCCCAUGUAUAUUUUUAUUGCAGCUUUAUUAUUGCAAAGGUGUAGAGAAGUCAGGAAAAAAGCUGCACAGACCUGCUUACCUCACCUGCUGGUUUUAUUCAACUAUUCAUUCUUCUGUACAUGUGAAGUUAUUAUACUUCGACUGGAAUCUGAUAUUUCACAGACUGUACGUUUAAUAAUGACUUUGCAAGUGGUUUUAUAUCAUCCACUAUUUAAUCCAAUCAUAUAUGGACUAAAAAUGAAAAAAAUUUCUAAACACCUAAAGAGAUUGUUCUGCUAA
Messenger RNA from Neolamprologus brichardi, 444 nucleotides. Lineage: Eukaryota; Metazoa; Chordata; Actinopteri; Cichliformes; Cichlidae. The record is from RefSeq and is a predicted model, not a curated record.